Messenger RNA from Gryllus bimaculatus (two-spotted cricket), 3775 nucleotides. NCBI's taxonomy places the organism in Eukaryota, Metazoa, Arthropoda, Insecta, Orthoptera, Gryllidae. The record is from the annotation of a GenBank genome assembly.
CCCGACCACAGAGUAUAUGACUACGACUGGCUAUGACGCGCCACGUUGGGGAGAAAAGAAAGUAUACUUGCUGCCAACUUGUCAAACCAACUGAUCACAAACUGUUCCUGUCAGGCGCGGGGGCGCAGGUGUGGCGCGUGACUGACUGCGUGUCUUUCGUAUCUUUCGCUGUGUUUCUUGCCAGGCAAGACACCAGAGAGAUAAAUCGGGUAAAUCGGCUAGAGCAAUUUUGCAUUACUUGUUUUGUGAGAGAUGUGAGUGUUGAACUUCUCGUGGGUAAGUGAUGGCAGAAAACGUGGAAAUUAAGAAGAUCCAAGAUAAGUUGUUGAAGUGGGAACAGUCUGAAAAUUCUCUGGCACCUUUAACCUCAUUUCAAAGACAUGCAAUUUUGGAGGUUGCAGAGGAAAUAAAUAGUUCACGAAGUCGCAGAAGUAAUAGUCAUCCUGAAAUUCGGUGGACUGUCACCAGACAGGAAGAAAAACCUCUUGAUAAAAAAACUGGCGAAAUUCCUCGCAACAUUACAGCCCUAAAUAAAGGGGACCUUAAAAUUGAAACCACACAUCAGUUUCUUACAUGGUAUACUCAAGUGGAAGAAGAACUUUUGGAUGAAGAAGAUGAAUUGUAUCUACAAUAUUAUGAACAAUUGCGUGCAUGGCGUUUAGAAUGUGCUACACUUCUCGAGCAUGUGGAGGCAGCACUUGGAGAUUUAAGUUGUCUAUCAGGACAGUAUCUUUCAGUUUCUGAACGAACAUCAUCUCUUCAUAGAGUUAGUGAACAACUAUUGGCUGAGCAGACACAACUCCAUUCACUGAGUGAAGAAGUGUCACAACGUCUGCGAUAUUUCACUCUUCUGGAAAACUUGACUCAGCGAUUGGGCUCCCCGACUCUAUCAGUUGCCAGUGAUCAGUUUUAUGAUCUUCUGGACCAACUGGACUCAUGUAUACAGUACAUGAGUGUUCAUAGUAAGUGGCGAGAAGCAGAUUCAUAUCUUGCAAAAUACAGACAUUGUUUGAGCAAAGCACUGGGCCUUGUGCGAGUAUAUGUAUUAUCAGUAUUCUUAAAUGCCACUCAACAAGUCCUUGCCCCACGUCAAGGAGUCCCAGGGCAGUUGCCAGCUGAUCAAGUGUUUGCAUUAUGUUAUGGGAAAUUCCAAGCAUCUGCAACUCGCCUAAAAGGUUUAUUGACACGUAUUGAAGAGCGUUGUGAUCGAAGUCAGGAACAUGAACUUCUUCUGGCAGACUGUUUGCAGUGCUAUUUUGAACAAAGAGACUUAUUGUUGGCUGCAAGUGUGCGUUCUUCAGUAGCAGAGCUUGCAAAAACACAUCAUGGGGACCAUUGUUCUCUUGUACGUUCUGGGUGCGCAUUUCUUGUGCACGUAUGUCAAGAUGAACACCAACUUUUUUUCCAGUUUUUUAGCCGGCCAGCUUCUCAGUUGACUGUAUUCCUGGAAGGUCUUUGCACAUCUUUGUAUGACACACUUCGUCCUAUUAUAAUCCACAUCAAUCACCUUGAGACUUUGGCAGAAGUAUGUUCAAUUUUGAGACUUGAAAUGCUAGAAGAGCACGUGCAGAACAAUUCGGUUCCAUUGGAAGCUUUUGGCCGUAUUGCUUGGCAACUUUUACACGAUGUGCAAGAGCGAUUAGUUUUUCGAACUCAUUGCUAUCUUCAGUCAGAUAUUUUGAACUAUAAGCCAGCUCCUGGGGAUUUGGCAUAUCCAGAGAAAUUGGAAAUGAUGGAGAGCAUUGCUCAACAGCUGCAGGAACAGGCAGCCCUUCAGGCUAUACGUCGUUCGGAAUCACAUAGCUCGUUGCAGUCUGUUGGCUCUACUACGUCACAGGAAGUGGCUCAUUUUACAGCUGAUACUACGCCAGAACAGCCCCGAUCUCGAACAGGAAAUUCACCUGCUGAUUUGCAUGGCAUGUGGUAUCCAACUGUGCGACGCACACUGGUGUGUUUAUCCAGAUUGUACCGUUGUGUGGACAGACCCAUUUUCCAAGGACUUAGCCAAGAGGCUCUGAGUAUGUGCAUCCAGAGUGUUGCCUUUGCAGCAACAGCCAUUACAUCACGCAAAGGAGCUGUUGAUGGUCUGCUGUUUCAAGUUAAACAUCUCUUGAUCUUGCGUGAACAGAUUGCCCCAUUUCAGGUGGAUUUUACGGUGAAAGAAAUGAGUUUGGACUUCAGUAAGGUUAAAACAGCAGCUGUGAGAGAACAAUUACUUGAUUCCCGGAAGGAAGUAGAUAGAACUUUAAAGCAAGCUUGUGAAACCUUCAUAAAGCAUUCAACGAAUAUUCUAGCACAACCUUUGCUCUCCUUCCUGGAUAAGGCUCAGGUGUACACAAAAAUGGUUUCAGAAGUGCAAGGAGGAGCUUUGCUCUCUAACCAGCCCUUUGCUAGUGCGUCUCUUGUGUGUCAGACAGUGCAGGAGACUCAAAGACUCAUUAAGGCGCAACUCCCAGUGCUGCAGAGAAGCAUGCAGCUUUAUCUGGCUAAUCGGGAAACAGAGUUUGUACUUUUUCGGCCUAUUAAAAAUAGUGUGGUGGGAGCUUUUGCCCAAUUACAACAAUUGCUUUCAACUGGUGGAUACAGUUCUGAAGACUUACUUUUGGCUGCGUGUCCUGCACCUGAACAAGUGGCCCUGCUUCUAUCUUCUGCUGCUCUCGCAGCGUCUUCUGCUCCUCCAUCCACUCCAAGAUCAACAUUUGAUAUUGCAUCUUCGACAGGGAAUGUGACAUUAGUAACUAAUGAACCUUCAUUGGAUCCCUCCACUCCACAUGAUAGUUCUGCAGGAGUGAUUGUGACUUCUGCAUUACCUGUUGCCCAGUGACCAUGGCUGCGGCCAGAGAUAAUUCUGAAUUAAAAGGUGGAAGAUAAAGUUACUUUAAUUAAAUAGGUUUUACUUGAAACUGUAACCAAAUUUUUAGAUUGUACAAAUCCUUAAUUUUCUUUUUUUAAACUAAUUUCCUUUGAAGAGAAAAAAACAAACAACAAUGUUGCUGAGCAGUUAUUGUCAUUAGUGUAGCUCAAUGUUGAUUUGGUUUGUGUGUUAGUGAUUUUUGAAAGAGUCAUAUGCCAAAUUCUAAAAUGAAUGUUGUAAUUAUGUUAUGAAGGUUUAAUACAAUGUUUUGUUGAAAUAAUUAUCUUGUACUAUAAAAAUUAAUGGAAACAAAGUGUGAUAUUUUCCAUUUUGACAAGAAGCUUUCCUUAGUUACUACCUAUAAGUAGGUAGCGUUGUUAAAUAGUUUUGUAAGACACAUUAAACUGGAACAUUGGUUGUAUGAGUUUGUGUACAAGAUACAAAUAAUAUUGACUUUUCAAACUAAAUUGAUUCUGAUAAGCAAUUUUGUCUUGAAUUUUUUUUUUUAAAAAUGCCCUACUCACAGUAUUUGUUUCUUGAACUUAAUUAAUGUAUUAUUUGAAACAGUAUUGUUUGUUCACAGUGUAUUCAUUGUUAAUUAGUGGUUGUGUGAAAAAGUGCCACAAGUAUUGGAAUCUGAUAUAUGUAGCACUAUUUUAGUGUAUUGAACAAUUAUUUAAAUUAUUUGUACAGUACUUUAUUUCAAUUAAGUGAAACGUAUUGUAACGUUUCUCAUGGUGAAUUAAAACUCACUGGUAUUAUUUAAACAAAAACGUUUAUUCGUAACCAAAUUAUACCCUAAAAUCUACUGACUCUAAAAACUACUUGGUCUAUUUACAGAUAUAUUACAUUUAAUUAUUUUUCUUUACAUACGACUCCGUUCUCUUGAUUAUUUAUUUACACAGUUCACUUCUACACUAU